This is a messenger RNA of Procambarus clarkii (red swamp crayfish), 1932 nucleotides long. NCBI's taxonomy places the organism in Eukaryota, Metazoa, Arthropoda, Malacostraca, Decapoda, Cambaridae. The record is from RefSeq and is a predicted model, not a curated record.
AUGGAUCACAUGCCUGGGACGGCGCAGCGCGGGUCUCAGGUUCCCCCAAGGGUCUCAGGUUCCCCCAAGGGUCAGAGGUUCCCCCAAGGGUCAGAGGUUCCCCCAAGGGUCUCAGGUUCCCCCAAGGGUCUCAGGUUCCCCCAAGGGUCAGAGGUUCCCCCAAGGGUCAGAGGUUCCCCCAAGGGUCAGAGGUUCCCCGAAGGGUCAGAGGUUCCCCCAAGAGUCAGAGGUUCCCCCAAGAGUCAGAGGUUCCCCCAAGGGUCAGAGGUUCCCACAAGGGUCUCAGGUUCCCCCAAGGGUCAGAGGUUCCCCCAAGGGUCAGAGGUUCCCCCAAGGGUCUCAGGUUCCCCCAAGGGUCAGAGGUUCCCCCAAGGGUCAGAGGUUCCCCCAAGGGUCAGAGGUUCCCCGAAGGGUCAGAGGUUCCCCCAAGAGUCAGAGGUUCCCCCAAGAGUCAGAGGUUCCCCCAAGGGUCAGAGGUUCCCCGAAGGGUCAGAGGUUCCCCCAAGGGUCUCAGGUUCCCCCAUGGGUCAGAGGUUCCCAAAGGGUCAGAGGUUCCCCCAAGGGUCAGAGGUUCCCCCAAGGGUCUCAGAUUCCCCCAAGGGUCUCAGGUUCCCCAAGGGUCUGAGGGUUCCCCCAAGGGUCAGAGGUUCCCCCAAGAGUCAGAGGUUCCCCCAAGAGUCAGAGGUUCCCCCAAGGGUCAGAGGUUCCCCGAAGGGUCAGAGGUUCCCCCAAGGGUCUCAGGUUCCCCCAAGGGUCAGAGGUUCCCCCAAGGGUCAGAGGUUCCCCCAAGGGUCUCAGAUUCCCCCAAGGGUCUCAGGUUCCCCUAAGGGUCUGAGGGUUCCCCCAAGGGUCAGAGGUUCCCCCAAGGGUCUCAGGUUCCCCCAAGGGUCUCAGGUUCCCCCAAGGGUCAGAGGUUCCCCCAGGGGUCUCAGGUUCCCCCAAGGGUCAGAGGUUCCCCCAAGGGUCUCAGGUUCCCCCAAGGGUCAGAGGUUCCCCCAAGGGUCAGAGGUUCCCCCAAGGGUCUCAGGUUCCCCCAAGGGUCUGAGGGUUCCCCCAAGGGUCAGAGGUUCCCCCAAGGGUCUCAGGUUCCCCCAAGGGUCUCAGGUUCCCCCAAGAGUCAGAGGUUCCCCCAAGGGUCUCAGGUUCCCCCAAGGGUCAGAGGUUCCCCCAAGGGUCAGAGGUUCCCCAAGGGUCAGAGGUUCCCCCAAGGGUCAGAGGUUCCCCAAGGGUCAGAGGUUCCCCCAAGGAUCUCAGGUUCCCCCAAGGGUCUCAGGUUCCCCCAAGGGUCUGAGGGUUCCCCCAAGGGGUCAGAGGUUCCCCCAAGGGUCAGAGGUUCCCCCAAGGGUCAGAGGUUCCCCCAAGGGUCUCAGGUUCCCCCAAGGGUCAGAGGUUCCCCCAAGGGUCAGAGGUUCCCCCAAGGGUCAGAGGUUCCCCCAAGGGUCAGAGGUUCCCCAAGGGUCAGAGGUUCCCCCAAGGGUCUCAGGUUCCCCCAAGGGUCUCAGGUUCCCCCAAGGGUCUGAGGGUUCCCCCAAGGGUCAGAGGUUCCCCCAAGGGUCUCAGGUUCCCCCAAGGGUCAGAGGUUCCCCCAAGGGUCAGAGGUUCCCCCACGGGUCAGAGGUUCCCCCACGGGUCAGAGGUUCCCCCAAGGGUCAGAGGUUCCCCCAAGGGUCAGAGGUUCCCCCAAGAGUCAGAGGUUCCCCCAAGGGUCUCAGGUUCCCCCAAGGGUCUCAGGUUCCCCCAAGGGUCAGAGGUUCCCCCAAGGGUCAGAGGUUCCCCCCGGGGGAAUCAGGUUCCCCCACGGGUCUCAGGGUCCCCCAAGGGUCAGAGGUUCCCCCAUGGGUCUCAGGUUCCCCCAAGGGUCUCAGGUUCCCCCAAGGGUCUCUGGUUCCCCCAAGGGUCUCAGGUUUCCCCAAGGGUCUCAGGUUCCCUUAA